UCGUCGCGCGCACACCAGUGUCGGCGUCGUCAGUAAUUUAUGAGCUUCGCUUCUUCUUUUUAGGCAAAAUGAGUAGGCGAGAAGAGACGUCACUGGAGGAGCGGUCAUCUGCCACCAAGCGUCCAGCACCAGAAGGGGAUGGGUGGGAGGAGGAGGAGGAGCCUAAGAAAAAAAUAAGUUUUGGUCUCAGCAAACUCCAAGACAAAAGCUCUGUUGGAGCAGCUCUCAAAGCCAAGAAGCCAAUAGGUGGCAUCUCAAUCAAGCUUGGUCAGACACAGAAGGCAGCUGUGCAGGCAGGAGCCUUGACAAUGAAGCCAAAAGUCGGCUCAGCUGCAUCAGUAUUUGGUGGUGAAGAUGAUGAAGAUCAAGAAGAAAUGCCUCCAGAAGCUAGAAUGAGAAUGAAAAAUAUUGGAAGAGACACUCCCACCUCUGCAGGCCCUAACAGCUUUGGAAAAACAAGAAUGGGUUUCUGUGAUUCUAAGAAGAUUUAUGAGAAACAACUUAAAGAUGUCCAGGACAAAUCUAAUAAAUUAGAUGAUGAUGAUGAUGUGUAGAGUACAGUACUUUUAUUCAUUGUGUGAACUAAUCAGGAAAGGAAUGGCAUAAAUGAAGGACUUACAUUAUUUAAGUUAAUUAUGAUCCAUUAUUUUACAAGAUGCCAUUGUCUUGUUUGUUGCAUAUUUCAUUAUUAUAAUUUACUCUUUUAAGUAAAUUUUGUACUUAGACUUGUUUACACAACAAUGCACUGUGAAAAUUGUCCCCAGGUGACAGAUUUUCAUACAGAAUUGUGUACUACAAAUUAUAGAAAUGGAGUUUUGAAUUCAGUUGUUACUUGCAUUUUUGCAUGAGGCAUUGUAUUAUUUUGUAUCCUUAACCUUUUAACUGUCAAACUGUUCAUCUACACAUUACUGCUAGUGUUCCAGAUGUUGAUCAGUACACUAUUUUUCCUGCAUUCAAAUUUGGCACUAGAAGCCUAAUAGGCUUAGGAACUAUAGAAUGGGUCUGCACACUUGGUGUGCACCAUGUUUACAAAAAUCUGAGAUCUCAUAGCACAAGUUCAAAUGAGCAAAGAGUAUGGCAAACCCCAGGGAUUCACUAAUGUCAUAUCAUAUUAACUUUUUUUUUUUUUUUUUUUUUUUUUUUUUUUCCCCCAAGAAAAGUUAUAUUGAGAGGGAUGUGGCCACAAGUGGUCAAGGAAAUAUCGAAAACCUCGAUAAUAACCCGUGUGCUACUUCAUUUAAAUUUUGACGAUAACCUAUGUGCUACUUCAUCUCAGUUUUGAACCACUGGUAGUGGCAUCCUGCCAAUGAGUCCCCUGAGUUAGUAGAGAGAGAGAGAGAGAAUUCUAUGUGUGAUACAUGUUUGGCUGGCUGGAUGGCUCUGUCUGUUUCCCUCUCACUCAGAGAGAGCUGCUCAUUAACCUGAUUGUCAGCUAGUCAAACAGGUGUUACACAUGUUGCAGAAUCGUCACAGUUGCACAAGUGGAAAGAUACAACUGUGGUCAAAAUGUGUAUAUUCCUUGCCACAGUCAUGCUUAUGCCUCAUAUCUACAAGCACAGUACUGGUCCACAGAUUACUACAUCCAAGUCCUUGGUUCUGUUCAAAGGAUGCCUGCCGUUUAAGCAGUGUAUACCAAGCAAAACAUAAUUGCUUUGGUAUAAAAAUUUAUAUGGCCGAAAUGCAUCCAUUCUUUGCCAAGUUCAUUAGACCCCAGAUGUACAGUGGUAUAUCUGGGGUCUCACUGUGGAACAGCGAGACCAAAUAGAAAACAUAUACGUAACAAGGUUCACUGAGGGCAAUGCUGCUGGUGCAGUGCACCAUCAGCAAUGUAGAGUGCCACCCUGUCUGACACUGUGCUUUCAAGGAGUUUCAUGUACUUCAGCACUACUAAACACAACUGGGACCUAUAAAUAAUUUGCAUGUAUUUCUAGACAAUAAUAUGUGACUGGGGCAGGUGGAUAUGUUCAUCUGUCAUUGUAAAUGUGUUUGUGUCAGAAAAACGAUUGGCUACGAAAUCACAAGAUCUAUAAAUUGUAAUUAUCAGAACAUAAAAACUACAUAAAUUAAAAAAAAUGAGAAAACAAGGUAUAUCUGUGACAUUUCUGCAAGCGGCAGGACUCCACAUUGCCAUCACAAGAGCAUCCAAUGUCAACUUCAUGGCUUUAUAUCUGUGUAGUACAGAAAAUUAACCUUUUUUUUUUUUUAUUUUUAAUAUUCGGAGUGCUAGAAGAGAUACACUGAUCAACACCAUGACAGUUAAAGGGUUAAAAUCUUUUUGCAAUUUGUUGUAGCAAAUACUUUAACACUAAUACAUUUGGAUUAUUGAUGGAUUUAGCUUCAUAGAUGCAUUAUGUUGGAAGAUUAAUUUUAACAUUUUAUAUUUCAGUGUGAUUUUCUUUAUGCUUUUCUUAAAACAGAAAAUGUUACUGGGGCCAAGAUCAGGAUAAGAAAAUAGUGUUAGUAUAGUUGCUCUUGACUAGCAGUCAGUAGCAUAGAUCCCAUCUGGAUAAAAGUGCAAAGAACUUAAAUGCUGCUAAUCUAUUCACUGUUGAAAUACCUCGUAUAUACCUGUGACCUGUUGCAAGAGUUUUCCUACUAUUGCAGCUUGGCCCAGGACUGGGCUUCUCUGUUAAUUGCCUUUUCAAUAAGGCUACAUACCUACCCUAUAUGCAUGCUUUGUUGAUUUCCUAAUGUUUGUUUUAUCUUGCCAAUACCGAAAGGAUUGGGCUAUUAUUUUGUAUUUCAUUCCUGAAGAUUCAUUAUUUUAAUAUUCCACCCACUGCAAUAUCGUAUAGUAGUAUCACACUGUUGCCAAGAUGUUUAGAUGCCUAUUGGCAUUAUAAGGUUUUGUACAUAUGUAAUUAAAUCACACAAGUUAUAAUGCUAUAUAAAUAUAUAAAUAAUCCAGUAAAUGGUGUUGUGUGUGUUAAUAAAUGUCCACUUAGGAAGAUUACGUAA
Messenger RNA from Cherax quadricarinatus, 2958 nucleotides. RefSeq names its product PEST proteolytic signal-containing nuclear protein. Gene Ontology annotation, biological process: proteasome-mediated ubiquitin-dependent protein catabolic process; protein ubiquitination. The record is from RefSeq and is a predicted model, not a curated record. Gene Ontology annotation, cellular component: nucleus. NCBI's taxonomy places the organism in Eukaryota, Metazoa, Arthropoda, Malacostraca, Decapoda, Parastacidae.